Paramecium octaurelia is the source of this 726-nucleotide messenger RNA. The record is from the annotation of a GenBank genome assembly. NCBI's taxonomy places the organism in Eukaryota, Ciliophora, Oligohymenophorea, Peniculida, Parameciidae.
AUGUAAUAAUAAUAAAAACAAGCAAUUCAAGAAAGACGUAGAAGAAGUGGAGCUUUGCAUGCUUAAACCUGUGAAGAAUAUUUAAAAGUACUAACAACCAUAAAAUAUAAUACAGAAAUAUGAAUAAAUUGGACAAAUUAAAAUAAGGGAAAGCUAAAGAAAAAAAAGUUUGUCAGAAUCGGCGUUUCUUAAUUUUGAUUUCAUACCAGCUGAUGAGGGAGUUGAAGAUAUCACUCAAUUGAAGAUUUUCAUUUACUCUCCAAAGUUAAAACUCAAUGAAUAAGAAUUCUUGCAAAUAUUGAAACGAAAUAGAAAUCGCUCAAUAACAACAGACAAUUUUCCCAAUAAAUCCUUUACCUUCGAUUUUGACUUCUUCUAUAGAGAGUAUGAAGUUAAUGAAUCUCAAUUUGGGCUGCAUUUUUGGGUUUAAAACAACAUCAAAAAUAAGCAUUCAUUAUUCUUUCAGUGUAAUUAAAUUGUAUUUACAAAAAUUUUAGAAUGUUAUUUUAAAGUAUUUAAUGCAGCAAUUCUAUUAGAAAGAGAUGCAAUUGUUGAGUAACAAAUCAGAAAUGCUAACCCCAAUUGCAUGAUUAAGAUUUUCCCAUUAGUAAGGACAUUAUAUAUUUUAGAUCGAUGAAUUGCUGAUGGAAUCAUUGUAGUCUAUCAUAGCUGAAGUAAAUUAUAUUAAACAUAUAAAAGAUAUGCCAUAUUCACAUUAAAUCUUGA